Monosiga brevicollis MX1 is the source of this 2688-nucleotide messenger RNA. RefSeq lists its product as uncharacterized. Gene Ontology annotation, biological process: mismatch repair. The record is from RefSeq and is a predicted model, not a curated record. Gene Ontology annotation, cellular component: MutSalpha complex; nucleus. NCBI's taxonomy places the organism in Eukaryota, Choanoflagellata, Craspedida, Salpingoecidae. The transcript is spliced from 17 exons. The coding region runs from base 1 to 2688 and encodes 895 amino acids. Gene Ontology annotation, molecular function: ATP-dependent DNA damage sensor activity; mismatched DNA binding; ATP binding.
AUGGCGGUGCGACGGGGGACGUGGCAGAGGCUGUGGCGGGGGGUGAGGGGGGUGGCUGUGCGGAGCACGAGUCUGAUCUCACAGCGGGCGCAGCAGAUGUCGACCAAGGCGGCCGAGCUGAAGCAGACCGCCGCCCGCCAUCGCGUGUCCCACAUUGCCAACCUCACGGCCAGCUUGCGUGAAGCGUACCCGGCCGAGCUCAUCCUGUGCCAGAACGGCAGCUUUUUCGAGAUUACCGGGGAUGAUAUCCAGCGACUGCAGGCUCAGAGUGUGCCCCUCCGCGUGUCCAACAACUUGCUCGCCGGCUUUCCCCACACUGCCCUGGAGAACUGGCUCCUGCCCCUCGCCGAAGCCUUUGACUUUCGCAUCGUCAUUGUUGAGCAAGCAACCAGGAAAGCAACUGACAAGGUGGUGCCACGCGUCGUGACACGAGUGAUCUCGCCCGGUACCCGCAGCCCCGAUCUCGACUGCAGCGAAUGUCAUCUAGUGGCCACCGCCUUUGACCCAAACUCCAAUCUCAUUGGCGUGGCCCGCGUCGAUCUGACGGCUGGCCAAAUCACAACCGCCCUCACCUCACGAUCCGAUGUCGACGACAUCCUCGCCGUCCACCCUGCCGAUGAAAUCCUCAUCCCCACCACCCACACAGAGGUGGUGCGGCCUCUGAAUACCGUCACUCCCAGCUCCGACCCUAACAUCGAUCCUAGCACCAGCUGGUUUCCUCAAAUUAGGCCCUCCGAGUCGAGCGCCUACACUGCCGUUCCCAUGUCCUACCUGACGUACAAAGAUGAUGCCAAACUGAUUCAGAAACUGACCCCACCUUUUGCUCACGAGAUGGAACGCCACGCCGUCGCCGUGCUGCUCAACUACCUCAAGCGUGCCUACGGCGGAGACCUACCCAGCAUCCUUCAGAGCGGCUCCGACCCCUUGCAAAAGCGGGAGACUGUUCACAUGUCCAAAGCAACACGUCUUGCUCUUGAACUGACUCAGGGCCGAGAGUCAUCGCAUCGCCUCGCUUCGACGCUCACCAAGGCGCCUCUCGAGAACGGUGCAGCAUCUACCUUGCAAGGCAGCCUCAAGCUGCUGCGCGAUCCCCGCAUCAAUCUCAGUCGCAAGAGCAACGAUAAACGCCGCAUGGGCGUACUCGAUCUCGCCGAGCUGCUGGCCAGCCUGCGCAAGGUACUGAUUGAAGCUCUUGAAGAUUUUGAUCACCCGACGAGCCACCUUUGGCAGAAAGAAGGCCGAGCCAUCUUGCAGAGUCCGCUGGCUGAGUCCUUGCUUGGAAUGUGCAUUGGCCCCGACAAUCUCCUUUUGGGUCCUCUGGACUUGAUCCCUCCGGGUUACUCAACCGAUGUCGAUGCCGCCCGCCGACAAUACGAAACUGAUAUGAGCAAAGCUACGCGAAUUAUUGACGAACUUAUGUCCGUUACCCCUGCGGGUUUUCUCGAUCUGAAUGGCCAAUUGUAUGGCCGAUGCGCCUAUCCCAUACUCACUUCUAUCAUUUCCUUGUUGCCUGCACACUCGUCUCGCAGCUUUCAAGCCAAAGCGGCAAAUCUUCAGGCCCAUGACUUUUGGGACGAUGAUGGAGCUGGGCUCAUUAUCAGCGGAGUCGGCGCUAGAAAGUUCAUGACGGCGCACAAAUUAAUUGCGCGCUCCAGCAAACUUCAGACCAAAACCAAAGCCAAAGGCUCGGCUACGCAGGAAUUGCUGAAGCAUUCUGCGCUUGCUACUCAGUCCCAAAGUCUCCUUGAGCUCAAGCAGAUGGCUGAGCUGCUGGCUGUUUACGAGCGAGUUGUCGAAGACAUUGCGCUUGUGAAUCGCAUCGUGUCCCUUCAGGCUGACAUUGAUGUGACCUGUGCUUUAGCGAUGGUAGCCCGCGAGCAGGACUACGUGCGACCCAAGAUCGUGGCCAAGCCCAUUCUGGAGAUUGAAGGCGGCCGCCACCCAGUCGUCGAAGCCAUUGGUGCCGCCAGCAUGCGUUACACGCCCAACGAUUGCCACAUCCCUGCCGGUGGUUUACAAAUCCUGACCGGGCCAAACAUGGGAGGCAAAAGCACCUACCUUCGCCAAGUUGCCCUUGCGGUCAUCAUGGCACAAAUGGGUAGCUUUGUGGCCGCAGACUCUAUGACGUAUGGCAUUGUGGACCAGAUUUUCACGCGUAUUGGCGCCGAUGAUAGCCUCGAGGAAGGCAUGAGUACCUUCAUGGUGGAAAUGAGUGACUUGGCUGCCGUGCUAAGCAAGAGCACAUCCAAUUCGCUGGUUAUUCUGGAUGAGAUUGGUCGAGGCACAAGCCCACACGACGGCCUAGCCAUUGCCUUGUCGGCGUUGCAACACAUUCAUGACGUCAAGGCGAAUCGAACCUUGGUGGUCACACACUACCACGACCUGCCACAUCUGACCAAGGACUGGCCCAAUGUGCAACUGAAACACAUGCGUUGCAUUGUCACGGAGGAUGAAGUGCUGUAUGACCACGAGCUUCAUGAUGGGCAUACCGACUUGUCGUAUGGGAUCGAAAUGGCGCGCCAUCUCUUACCAUCCGAUGUUAUUGGCACGGCGGAAGCCAUAAGGGCAACUUUGACAGAGCAUGGUUACUUGACAUUGACAGAAGAGGGCACGGCUCGGCUGAACCAGCUUGCACGAUCGAGCCGGUCUGAGCAACAGUGUUAUUCAGAACAAGAUGUCAAAGGAUGA